AUGGGCUCAUUUAGCGUUCCCGAAUCCCCAAUUCCAGCGCGGCCUGCGAAGUCGGCGGCCGCUGCUAAAAAGCCAUCCUCAAGAACGUAUGACGCCAACACGUCCAUAGGCAAGCGCAAAGAACGCUCCAAUUCAGACGAGUCCGGCGGUACCGGACUGAACCAACAGUCACCAGCGAAGAAGAAAAAGCGAACAUCAUCAGACGGUCGUUCUUCGGAGAAGAGGGCGACUGACUCUAGACCCUCUUCAACACCACGAACACAUUCCAAGCACAGCCACGAGAAGGCGAUACCAAAUGGACCCCGGCCGAAGCACGAACCCGCUUGUACGCCAAAACGUCAGUCGGAACCCCCUCAACAUCCGCCUCUAAACGCAUGUGGACACACGAUUCAUCCCGUCUAUAGCGAGAAUUACACUAAAGCCAUGUGCCCGAUGUGUUUGGUAGAUGCUUCAAUGAAGACGCUCCAGCACAUCCAAGACUUUAUCAACGCCCACGAUGGCUUGCCUCAAUGGAAAGAGAAUCUCGAGGGCCACUAUGCUAAGUUGACUUACCAUGUCGCCAGUCUGGGUGGUAAGAAAGGGAGGAAUGCGAAUGGAACAGAUGUGUCCUACAGACACUGCAAGAGAAACUUAGCCAACCUGAUAAACGAGAUAGAAGAUCUUUCCGAGAUGGAGCUGGCCUGGGAAGCGAAACAGUCUCCCGAGAACAACGACGUUUACGUGGAACAUAUCCGACUCAGGAAGCAGUACAGUGCUACAGCUGCACUGCACUGGUACAAAGACACCGAACACAAUGGCUUCAUCGGUCGAGUCGAGGAGGACUGCGAGAUCUUCAGUCGACGCCGUGGUCGGCGCUGGGCAAUCGCAAGCGAUCCAGAUUUCCCUGACCGAGAUGGCCAUGAACAUGAUCUAGGGUGGAAAUCGCUCAAGAAAAUCCAGCAUAAGCUUCUCAACGAAUCCGAUAUCCCUAGGGUUCUUAGGACCGAUGUCGCAGCGCAACUGCCGACGCGAAAGCGCCGACGAGAAGGCGCAAGCGUUUCAUGGAACGAAGAUGUUUACGUUCGCACAGAUGCUGACGUGGACGCGCUCCGUAAGGCAACAAGCUCGCUCUCAGAAGAGUUUCUCGAGCCUUCUCCAAAGAGGCCUAAGAUAGGCGUUCUUCGCACAACUCCACUCGAGGUCGAACGAGAGCUUAUUCCCGCUACACCAGUCGCGAUAGACUCAAACCCUAUUCGCCCUCACUACGUCAUCCCGCUGAGCCGCAAUGGACCUCCAAGAGACGUUAUUAGGAGCACCAUGUGCCGAAGGAAUAGACGGCGAUACACGAGGGGACAAUGGGCAGUUCCGGAGGGGAGCGAAAUCAUCGAUACCAGUGGAUAUCGCAAGAACUUCGACGUCCAUGUCGCGAAUAUGGAGCAGCUGCAGAUCGAGGCUGUGAAGUUGGACCGAGAAGACCUUGGCGGGGAUACAGAGAUGAGGGACGCUCCUGCCGCUGAUGCGCAAAGAUCAACACCACAGCCGUCGCGGUGGUCACCAAGCCUUGGGGGUCGACUGGUGAAUUGCAUCGCCAACCUUGGUGUCUUCCAUUUUCCGGGUUUUGACAGACAAGAUCGUGGCGGUGGUGAAACUUCGGCGCCGCAAAACAAUGCUAGACACGCCAGUCUCCUGGCUUGA
Molecule: messenger RNA, 1674 nt
Organism: Alternaria ethzedia
Lineage: Eukaryota; Fungi; Ascomycota; Dothideomycetes; Pleosporales; Pleosporaceae
Exons: 1
Coding region: 1-1674 (557 amino acids)
Source: RefSeq, a predicted model, not a curated record